GGGCGGGGCCAGGCCCCGGCCUCCCGUGUGCGCAUGCGCGGUGCGUCACGUGGGGACGCGAGCCCCCUUAAGGCGGGGCGCGGGGCGGGGCGCGUAGACAGCGAUGGCGCGCGGCAGCAGGAGCGUGUCCCGGCCCGCCGCGCCCCCGGCGCACGCCAGCCCGGCCCCACCGGCCCCGGCUCCCGCGGCGCAGCCGGCGCAGCCCGGGCUGAUGGCGCAGAUGGCGAGCACGGCGGCCGGCGUGGCCGUGGGUUCCGCCGUGGGACACGUCGUGGGCAGCGCCAUCACCGGCGUCUUCAGCGGCGGCUCCUCCGAGCCGGCCAAGGCGGCGGCGCCCGCCCAGGAGCCCCGGCCCGUGAUGCAGCAGCAGUCUCCGUACGGACCCUGCCACUAUGAGAUGAAGCAGUUCCUGGAGUGCGCCACCAACCAGAGAGACCUGACCUUGUGCGAGGGCUUCAACGAGGCCCUGAAGCAGUGCAAGUACAGCAAUGGUGUUUCUUCUCUCCUGUGAAGAAUUUGGCCCCUCGUAGGGAAGAGGAUCAUGGUGUAGAGCCCUGCUAUCCACAGGGAUGGAAGGACAGACAGGGAAUGAGCGAAUGAGCUGGAGGGAGCAGACUGACCAGACAGGAGUUAUUCUAGUGGUAAUUCACUUCUGAACUAGUAGGGAAGGAAAGGAAUGGUUGGACCCAAGGGUCUUCAGUAUUCACUUAGUGCUGUAUUUAUUACAGAGAAAUAAAAGAAUUUGUUUGGACCUA
This is a messenger RNA of Prinia subflava (tawny-flanked prinia), 755 nucleotides long. It is a transcript of the gene CHCHD10, whose product is annotated as coiled-coil-helix-coiled-coil-helix domain containing 10. Gene Ontology annotation, cellular component: mitochondrion; nucleus. The record is from RefSeq and is a predicted model, not a curated record. Lineage: Eukaryota; Metazoa; Chordata; Aves; Passeriformes; Cisticolidae. The transcript has 4 exons. Bases 104 to 511 code for a protein of 135 amino acids. Gene Ontology annotation, biological process: mitochondrion organization.